Messenger RNA from Ictidomys tridecemlineatus (thirteen-lined ground squirrel), 2331 nucleotides. Lineage: Eukaryota; Metazoa; Chordata; Mammalia; Rodentia; Sciuridae. The record is from RefSeq and is a predicted model, not a curated record.
UUAAAGGAGAUUGGCAGGGUGACUUUCAACAUUCAAUAGUCACCCUGGAGUGCUGUGGUGAAUGACCAAGAGAAUUACUAGUUUUGGGGAGAAGAGAAUGUAUUUAGUCACCAGCAAUCCUUUGAUCUUCUUCAAAGCUGAAGUUCUCAUCACCAAUUAGAACAAUAUCUAAUUCAGAUGACAAAUGUGUCCUCCUUGAAUGUUUUUCUCCUGUGGGUAGUGGGGAAAGAAAGUUAAAAACACAGAAAGGAGUGAUAGCAGAAAGAAAGGAAAGAAGGCAAAGGGAGCAAAUGUGGAGACUAUAAAAGAGAAAUAGAGAAGAAAACCAAGAGGAAAAAAAGACCCUAGACAACAAAAAUCAGAGGGAGUUGGAGAAAGCAGAGAGAGACAGAGAAAAACUGACUUAUUACUGAGAAAAGCUUCUCUCCUUGACAAUUCUAGAUCCAGAUGUCAAUCAUGGCUCAGAGCAUGGAGAGGAGGCAGCAGAUACGCAGAGCAUGAUCCUGGAGGAGCAGGUGUUCAGCCCGAUGGGAGUCCCAGUCCCGGUCGUCACCGCCUCUGCCCUGGCAUAUUUCAUCCAGCUUCCUGGGGCAAGAUGUGAAGAGAACUGUGCCAAUCCUGAACAUUGCCUGACCACAGACUGGGUACAUCUCUGGUAUAUAUGGUUGCUGGUGGUGAUUGGCGCGCUGCUGCUCCUGUGUGGCCUGACCUCAGUGUGCUUCCGCUGCUGCCUGGGUCGUCAGCAACAAGGCGAAGACGGGGGCCAGCUGCCCUACGAAGUGACAGUCAUCGCUUUUGAUCAUGACAGCACCCUUCAGAGCACUUUUACUUCCCUGCAGUCAGUGUUUGGCCCUGCAGCUCGGAGAAUCCUGGCUGUGACUCGCUCCCACAGCUCCCUGGGCCAGCUGCCCUCCUCACUGGACACCCUCCCAGGGUAUGAGGAAGCUAUUCACAUGAGUCGCUUCACAGUAGCAAGGUGUGGGCAGAAAGCACCUGAUCUACCCUCAGUGCCAGAAGAAAAGCAGAUAUCUCCUGUGGAGAAGGAAUCUCCUCAAAUACAACAGCCUUUCCACUGAUGGGAACUAGGAUUUUAUUCCUGGGGACUGAGUACAAAAUGCCUGGGUCCCUGAGCAUCCCCAGACAAAUAGAACAUUUUAUUUUCUAACUCCUAGAAGGAUUAGUAUAGCAUCUAAUUAUUAGUAUAUGCAAAAAGAAGUGUUCUAAUUCUUUAUUCCCAGCCACAUACAUUUUCUGAUAUGGCAUUCUCUAAUCGGGAACUCAUUAUUUCCCCCCAGUGGCCAAAAUUUGUACCUCUUACUGUGUUGUGUCAAAACAAGGAAAGUAUCAAGUUGUCUUGAAUUCCUUUAUCUAUUAAGUGCAUAUAAAAUUCCAAUACCUCUAUGAUACUGCAAGUUGCUUUUCUUUCUGAUGGAUAAGAGACUGGUAAACUUCAAAAGAAACAGUGUACAUAUAGCAAUCAACAUGAAUGCACUGAACACAUGCACUUUUUCUCCCAGGAGAACAACCAAUUUCAUGCUGCCUGACAAUAAUACUCACACGAUCACCUAGAAUUCAGGGGUGGGAUUGGAAGUAUAGACUAAGAAUAAGAGAACAUAUUACAUAGUAUGUGCUUCCCACUCAUAGUUUCUUUCACUGUUGUCCCACUCACCAUAAGCAUGAAAAACUUUGCUGAAUACAAUAGCAGCACCACUAAUUCUAACACGCUAAGAGAAUAGCAUUGACUUGCUUCUUUCCUCCCUUCUGCUUGAGCCACUUAUAGCCAAAUGUCUGCAUUGACUCACACUAGUCUCUAAUGGUGGCCCUCACUGCCACCUGGUGGAGCCAUGGUGGAAAACACAUUCUCUCCCUUGAGCCCAUCUUCUGAGUUCUCUGAUUGCUAAGUGAACUAAACCUGGAUGUGAUCCCUCCCACAGUGCCAUCCUGUUGAGUAGUGCUAAGCUACCCUCAUGACAUACUACCUCCCAAAAGUACUUUUAUUGAAAAAAAAAAUUGAGGAAGUGAACUGUAGUUGCAGAAAAACUACUUGCCUUAAAAUGUUACUAAAAUUGUUAAGACAUAGUUUUCUCUUCUUAAAAUACUGAACAAUAACACCUCACAGGAUUAUCAGGAGGAUCUAAGAAGCUAAACAUAUGUGACAUAACUUGUAAAGUACCAUGCACAUGUUCCUGUUAGUAUUCUUACUAUUGUCAUCUAAUCUUCACCUACCUGCUAGGAUUCCACUGAGAAUUAUGUUCUGGUUUGUUCUUUUGCCAUCCAGCUUUGCUAUUGUAAAGUAGCUUUAUUUUAUCAAUAAACAUUUGUUGUAUAAAA